Molecule: messenger RNA, 5937 nt
Organism: Leptidea sinapis
Lineage: Eukaryota; Metazoa; Arthropoda; Insecta; Lepidoptera; Pieridae
Product: trafficking protein particle complex subunit 12
Exons: 12
Coding region: 73-1767 (564 amino acids)
Cellular component (GO): Golgi apparatus; TRAPP complex
Molecular function (GO): protein binding
Source: RefSeq, a predicted model, not a curated record
UCAUAAUAAAUUUUGCGUAUACUGACUGUACAUUCUUAUGUUUUAUACUAACGAACACAUUAGCAAUUUGAAAUGGAAAACAAACCCAUACUGAGCCAAUAUUUUGGUCAAUCGGAGGUUCCACCGACAUCACAAUUUUUUGAUGAAAUCGGCACGUCUCCUUCUGAAAUGGUUCAAAGUGUUUAUCUGGGCGACACUGAAGGAAACCUCGCAAGUACUGGUAUGUUUACUCAAGGCAUGACUGGUCAGUUUACUCAACAGAAACCUGGGACAGCUCUUCCAACAGUAUCCGGUUCAGCAGCAGUACCAGUUGCUUGUCUCCCUGAUCCCUCUACAUUCUUUGAUACAAUUGGCCCAGAGCCACAAUUAGGACCAAGGAAAAGCAGUAUGGUUUCAGCUUCAAUCAUUACAGAAUCUCUUGAUGGAUUAAGCAUAAAGAAUCAACCAGUUGAUAAAGAGGCUGAUAGAAGACGAGAUGCCUGGAUCCCAAAUGAGGAAGCAAUGAAGACAUUGCUCAAGGCUCAGUCUUCUCCCAAAGGCUCAUUUUUUCCUGAAAGAGAGGUUCUAACAAUGCCUGGGAUUGUUCUAGAAGAAGAAUUGCCAGAUACACUCCAAGAAGUGGCUGUUAAAUACCUGGGUGUGGCUUCGGCGGGAAGUCGCGGGGUAGUCCGCGCGGAACACGUGAGCAGGGACGAGGCAGGGCUAAGGGAAUUACUACGGACGGGCUAUCUGAGGGCUGCGGUCAAUCUGACUGCGACACUUAUAACUGCCGCUGGACAAGGCCCCGGUCGACUUCAUCGUCCCACUAAACAUACACCGCGUACGCUCCAACUGUGGCUGACUCGCUUCUCUGUCAUGUUGAGGAUUCAACUGAACGAGGCGUUAGUGAAAGAGGCCGAGGCCUUUGGUGACUUCAACAAGCCUGAUAUGUACUACCAAUUCUACCCAGAGCAGUACGAGAAUCGAACUGGUAGUCUCGUGCCGUUCUCGCUGAGACUACUGAUCGCCGAGUUGCCGGGACACGUCGACAAACCGGAGCUUGCAAUGGACAGACUGUACGGCAUGCUUGAUGUUAUUGAAAAGAUGUUGAGCAACCUGAAUGAGAGCAAGACGGAAGACGGUACAGGCUCCGUAUCGGAAGAGGACAAGCUGCAGUCGGUGCGGCUGUGGAGCGGCCGAAGAGUCAGGGUGCUACAUUCCAUUGUUAACUGCGCCAUCUCUAUGAAGGAUUACAGAUUAGCAACCAAGAUCCUGUCGUCGCUCCAGAAGGACUCCUCGACGCCGCAACAGGAACGGGCUGUGCUGAGCGCCCUGUGUCGUCUGCAGCUCCUGGCGGGGAACGUCAGGGCUGCAAACAGUUUCCUGCAGCAGGCUACAGAUGUGCGGCAACAGAUCUGUCCGACCCCCGACGUGCGAGAAUACGUAGACCUGGGUCUGAUAGACAUCGCCCACGGCAAGUACCAAGACGCAUACAACAACUUCGCGAAGGCGGCUGAUCAGGAACCCACAAAUAUUAUGGUGGCAAACAACCUGUCCGUAUGUCUUCUAUACAUGGGCAGACUGAAGGAAGCAAUAUCGGUGCUACAGAAAGCGGUUCACUCGGACCCUGAGCGAGGUCUCAACGCAAGUCUGCUGAUCAACUUGUGUACUCUCUACGAGCUGGAGUCGUCCAAGGCGACCGAUAAGAAACUGAACUUGCUGAGAAUGCUGUGCAAACACAAAAGCGACACCAUACCCAAUGUUGUAGAGUGUUUGAAGUUGGCUUGAUCUAAUAUAGGCUCGUGAAUGUUGGGGAACAAUAAGGGACGAGAUGAGCAGAGCGUUCAGCUAAUUGUAAUUGAUACGCCCUGCCCAUAACAUUGCAGUGCCGCUCAGGAAUCUUGAAAAACCCCAAUAAUUCUGAGUGGCACUACAAGUCAAGUGUCAUUUGCCCAGUAAUUUCACUAGCUACUACGGCGCCCUUCAAACCGAAACACUGUAAUGCUUACACAUUACUGCUUCACGGCAGAAAUAGGCGCCGUUGUGGUAUCCAUAAUCUAGGCAUCUGGUGCAAAGGAGCCUCCCACUGGUAAAGUUAGUACAGCCUGCUCGUGCCAACUAAGUAGCGCAGACAGUCAAGAGUUUACUAGAGUUAUUUCUAUAAUUGUUAUUAUAUAGUGUAAAUAUUAUAAAAAUUUAUAGAUUUAGGCGAUAUUCCACGGGAAACACUCCUGAAGAUGUCUCGCGAAAAGGCGAAACACAUGUUGUAGUACAUGUUAGCGAAAUAAACACCAAUUAUACCAUUAUUCUAAUUGUUAUAAUCACUGACCUGUAUAAAUAUCACUGAACAGGCUGUUCCAUAUAUUUGACAGCAAUUUUUAAGUGCCCAAUUUAAAACGCCACUCGCGAGCGUGGAGAGAACUAGUUUUGACGUAUAAUACAAAAUGGCUGCGAGAGAAGCGUACAAUACUCUGUUUUUUUUUGCAUUUUGUAUUAAUUACGGUCGUUUUCCGUCUUAUUUAUACUUCAGGAAUCAACAUCAAUUAAGUACACAUUUUUUAUCAUAUCGAUGCUUGUUUCGCUGAGGUUGUCAUUACUAGUGUUAGUACCGCAGCCUCUCGCUACAUGGCCAACAGCGAUAAAAUGGCGAAUAUCAAACAGGCACAAAAGCACUUUGACAGCCGCCAGUCUAGUGGUAAAUAGAAGAGUUCAGUGGUUAUAAUACUAUAAGUAUGAUACGAAAAUUGUUUUUUUUUUCUUCAUAUAAACAACAAUUAAAGAAAUUUGUACUUAGGUCGUCUCUACUGUGGUCUUAUGAACAGUUUCAUUAUUUGUUUAUUUUAGCUUUAGUUAAAUCUCUGUAUUUUCCAUAAAUUUAUAAUACCUACUAGUGCAAAUCACAAACACUCUCCUCAUUGCGGCGAGAUAAAAUUUUAAAUUUUCAUGUGUGCUAGUUUUACAGAUGUGUUAGUCAGUUAGUGAAGUGUAUAGUAUUGUGCUUUUGGUCAAUCCCUAUAACAAAUAUUGGUAAAUGGCGUCAUAUCUUAAUAUAUAUAAAUCUCGUGUCACAAUGUUUGUCCUCAAUGAACUCCUAAACUAAUGAACGGAUUUUAAUGGUGAUUACUUCAUGGAGUGCAGUUUGGUCCAACUUGAGAGAUAGGGUAGUUUUUAUUUCGAUUUGGGACCCAUAAAUAUUUUUAUUUUCAAUAUUUGUUUUGUAUGGACAUAUUUUCUAUGAGAGAAUUUAGUGACGCACGGUUUGACAGUUCCGCUGUGAAGCAAUUUCAUUCUAACAACAGGGAGCAUAUUUACGAAAUAAUUUUUGAUGUUUUGAAAUAUAAAACAGUUGUUUUUUUACUAUCUACAGAACAACGUCUGUCGGGUCAGCUAGUUUCCUUAUAAAAUAUGUUAUUAUCUAAUCUAACACAUAUUUUCUUUAUUAUAAAUCUUAAGAAAAUAGUGUUUAUUGCGUACAUAAAAUGUAUUUUAGUUUUUUGUUCUACGAAAACAAACAUCACGAAAGUUGUAUUGAAGAAUUAGUAUUUACAUGUGAAAUGUUUCUUUAGUUGGAUUAUUGAAAUGAAAUGAAAUUAAAUUAAAUUUUAUUUGCAGGAAACAUUGUACUUAAAAUGUUAACAUAAUAUUAUUGAUAAUCCAAUAUGUUUUGUCAAAUGACAUGCAAAAAAUGUUACAAAAUUGUCUAAACACUACUGUUAUACCGAAACAUGUCGGAUUUCACAAUGGUAUCAUAAACAUUUAUAAAACUAAAAUUUUAAGAUAUUAUAAUAUGAGACGUAAAUAACUUAAUAAUUCAUUUAGUAUCUAUGUAUAAUAUUAACAAAUGUCAUAAAAGUAUAUUAAUUUACAUAUAUUAUUAUCAAAUAGACUAAUUCAUUUUGUAUUGAAAAAUUCAUUUAAACUACAGAAGCACUCUUUUAUUAACCACUGAUGCAGUCUUCUUUUAAAAACUUUGAACGGUAAAUCUUUAAAUUCAUUGGGCAAUUUAUUAUAUAUUUUCACAGACAUGCUGUAACAAUUUCUACUAAAAGAUGCAGUUCUACAGAAGGGCAUUAUAAGUUUGUUGUUUUAUGUAACAACACAAUCUAAUACAGAACACGACACCAUUAUAUUUUCUAAUUAAUAUCCGUUUAAACAAUAACGAUAAAAACACUAAAAUUAAAACGCGGUCCAAUUUGACAGGAGACUAAUGGACACUAAAUUGUUUCACGGUCUUCAUCUAUACCGUCUCUUUCUCACGCCUAGGUUUUUAUCUAAGGAUAAUUAUCUCACUUUCACACAGGGUUCGUCUAUUACGGUAGUAUACAUGGGCGCGAAUCGCCACCUACCGUCAAUUGUUUGCAACUAUUGAUAUUUAUGUUUUAGUUUAUCGUUAAAAUGAAUAUAUUAUUAUAGAUAUAUCUGAAAUAUAUAAGAUUUAAAUACAAAUAGCUAUUUGUAAACAUAAAACUGUUAUUUAUUAAGGUCUAACUAAUUUAAUAGACACUGUUUUGACUGUUUGAAUUGUUUGAAGAUGUUUGAUGUUUCAUUUAUUGUUGAAAUACUUAAUUGAAUGUGUAAAUGUUCAAAUUAAUUUGUAUUAGAAUCAAUAUCGUUAUUCUGUAUCAAACUUUAUUAUUUUAUGCAAUAAGUCUUUCUUAAUUGUAUUUCGAAAGUUGCUUGCAGCGCCAUCUUCUUAUUUCGUAAUGUUUGUUCAAAUUAAAUGAACAAACUAUUAUAUAAAUCAUUUGAAGUUAUAUAAAUUCGCUAAAACAUUUAUUGAGCUGUAUUUACGAAUUAUUUUACAAUACCUAAUUUUAUUUUUGUUUUAAAAGAAGUUGUAUCUACUCUGUUUCAUCUAUUGUACGGAAGCUAUAAAAGCGAUUGUUUUAACCAUCUUUAUGGUUCAUAUCUGUACUAGCAGUUGUGCUUCAAUAAACUGAGAAAUUAUUAGUGUUGUAUUUCUUCAUGGUGGACCCUGGUCAAGGAAACCCUGGCUUAACGCCGUCAUAUACUAAGGUAAUGGUAUUUUCCGCUUUAGACUAGGGCCGACUGGAAUGGACCUUUUCAUUACCAAUCGUUUUCCCAACCUAAUUAUAUUAUGAUUUUGUUAUGUGUGUAGUUAUUAUAUAGCGCCAUUUAUUAUCUUUGAAUGGAUUACAUCAAUUAAGUUUUAAGUGUAUAGUGACUCAUAUAUGAGUGUACAAAGUCGAUUGUGAAAAUUGAAAGAUAGUUUAUUUUAAUUGAGUAAUGGCUACAAUUAUUUAUUUCAUGUACUGUUUAAGUAAAUUGUAUCGUACUUAGGUAUACGUGGCGACACGUAAGUCUUGUGCUGACCGUUAUUGCGUUUAAGUCAAAAGUAAGGUAUUUAUUUGGGGCUAGAGGAGUACCGAUUGGCCUCACCAGUUGUAUUCCCCCGCACCGAUACAGCACCCCGGACACUUCCAGUGUACAGUCACGUUCUAAAUUGUAUUGUUAUUCGCUGUUAUUUCUUUUUGUUGUUUAUUGUUAAGAUUUGGUCUGUCUGUUAAAUACACACACAUAUAUUCUAUUGCUGAGAAUUUUUUGGCGACUCGGGCACGUAAUUAAAUUUGUACAAAAAUACUUAACACUUUAUCAUUGAAUACUUAUCAAAGUAUAAAAUUCGCGUUCGCAACAGAACCUACCCUUACGCAGCUAUCCUCCAUAUUUCGCUCUGUGCUAGACUAACUAGGUUUUAUUACAUUAAAAUAAUGUCAUUAAUGUUAAUUUACUAUUAAUCAAUUUAAGUAAUAUUUGUAAAGCGUGCGCGACACUACCCAAGCGCAACUAUCCUCUCCAGGUUUCGUUCAGCGCUAGACUUUAUGGGGCUUAGUAUUUACAAUAUUAUACUAACGAGUAUGUCCAUUUUUUUAGAAAUUCGACAGUUAUAAUUAAUGUAUAGAUAUUUAUUUAAUUUAUAUUAAUAAAUACUUUACUGUU